Messenger RNA from Capsicum annuum, 1499 nucleotides. Its product is annotated as ATP-dependent Clp protease proteolytic subunit 6, chloroplastic. The coding region runs from base 123 to 989 and encodes 288 amino acids. NCBI's taxonomy places the organism in Eukaryota, Viridiplantae, Streptophyta, Magnoliopsida, Solanales, Solanaceae. Gene Ontology annotation, cellular component: endopeptidase Clp complex. The transcript is spliced from 9 exons. Gene Ontology annotation, molecular function: ATP-dependent peptidase activity; serine-type endopeptidase activity; ATPase binding. The record is from RefSeq and is a predicted model, not a curated record. Gene Ontology annotation, biological process: protein quality control for misfolded or incompletely synthesized proteins.
AUUUGGAUAGAUGUCCAUUAGCACUUAACUGUUAAGUGGGCUUUAGAGGACAAAGCUAUAGCCCAAUAAAGAUCCAACAGAGUGGUUCGGGUUAUCCGGAGGUCUUAUUCCGUUUUAGCGGGAUGCUUCUAUCUUCUCCGGCAAACACUCUUCCUUCAGUCAAAAUGGUAGCGUCUGCAAUUACCGGAACUUCAAUUAUGCCAGUCUCUUUCCGCCACCAAACUUCCUCUCUGCCUUCCUCUAGAAGCUUAAGGAAAAAUGUAGUUUCUGUUCUCCAAAGUCCAUAUUCUGAUUCAUCAGCUAUUGGAUUUUCAAGCAACAAGUUGAGGAUCCCAUUAAAGCUCAAUGAGCACGAAUCCGAAGCUUUUACCAAUUCAAGAUAUGGUGUUAUUGAAGCAAAAGAGGGGAUCAGCAAUCCACCCAUCAUGCCUGCCGUGAUCACACCAGGGGGUGCUUUGGAUCUUUCUACUGUGUUGUUCAGGAAUCGAAUUAUCUUCAUUGGAACACCAAUCAACUCUGCAGUUGCUCAGAAAGUAAUAUCACAACUUGUGACCCUUGCAACUAUAGAUGAAUACACAGAUAUUUUGAUCUAUCUUAACUGUCCUGGUGGAAGCACGUAUGCUGUUUUGGCAAUAUAUGACUGCAUGUCAUGGAUAAAGCCUAAGGUUGGUACAGUAUGUUUUGGAGCUGCUGCGAGCCAAGGAGCACUUCUUCUUGCCGGCGGAGAAAAAGGCAUGAGGUAUGCAAUGCCAAAUGCACGUAUAAUGGUUCAUCAACCUCAAAGUGGUUGUGGAGGGCACGUGGAGGAUGUGCGACGCCAAGUAAACGAAGCAGUUCAAUCUCGCCAGAAAAUUGAUAGCAUGUAUUCUGCCUUCACCGGCCAACCAAUUGAGAAGGUGCAACAGUACACUGAAAGGGAUCGCUUUUUGUCUGCCUCUGAGGCCAUGGAGUUUGGUCUCAUUGAUGGGAUGCUAGAAACAGAAUACUAGUUGCACAUGACACCUUGCCUUCAGAUGAUAAAAACGCUGUUGUUGAUCACUUAACUACUUGGAAAGACAAGAAGCUGGCUCUUGCAAGUUUGUGUGACAUACUUCAAUCCAAUUGAUGAACGUUCAAGAUCUCCAGAAGUAUAUUUUUGAAGGUUCACCGAAAGCAAUCUUGUAUUACUCAAGCAGUUUCACCCGUAUUAAUCAAAGUCAUGAUUUAUUCAUCACUUAAUUGCAAUUCAGUGGGAACUGGGAAGCAAAGUGGUCGAACACAUAGAAGAUGCAGGAGGCCGUAGUGUACUUUUGAAAUUUUUUAAUUUGGGUGAGACACAACCAACACCAUUUACUUUUUGCCAAGUGUUUUUGUGGGUCUCAUCUGGUCAUUCAAUGUUCCUCUACCCUCAUUUCCUCGUAUUUUCUUUUGGUCCAUUCUUGCAUUUCACUAUUUUACCGGUACUCUCUCUUUUUUCUCAACAAUGCUUCUCUAUUUUAUACUUUGUCCGUUUUAUUUUA